Molecule: messenger RNA, 705 nt
Organism: Brugia pahangi
Lineage: Eukaryota; Metazoa; Nematoda; Chromadorea; Rhabditida; Onchocercidae
Source: the annotation of a GenBank genome assembly
AUGGAUGAAGCAACUGAAAUUGCUGAUGAAGCAUGGCUCUCGAAGAAUCCCGAACCAUUUAAGCAGGGAGCUGAAGCUUGUUUAUAUCGUUGUGUGUAUUUUGGCCGGAAAGCGGUUAUGAAAGAACGAUUCGUUAAAACGUACAGGCAUCCAUCGUUGGACAUAAUAUUGACGAAAGAACGUAUGAAAGCUGAACUAAAUGCUUUGUAUAAGUGUAAAACGAUGGGAGUUGACGUACCUACGGUAUACUUUGUAAAUAUUGAUCGAAAUUUUUUUAUUAUGGAAGAGAUUACCAGUGAUAUCACUGCUCGACAGUUUAUUGAAGAUUUUAAGAAUAAAAGUAACUUUAAGGAAAUAAUUACCGACUUUGCUAUACGAUUAGGUCAAAUUAUAGCGAAGCUACACCUUGGCGGUAUUAUGCAUGGUGAUUUGACAACGUCUAAUGUACUUCUUCGAAAUGGAAACCCUAAAAUGAUUGUUUUCAUUGAUUUUGGCCUUGCUGAGGGUAAUGCAACAGUGGAAAGUAAAGGUGUUGAUUUGUAUGUAUUGGAACGAGCUAUCUUAAGUACACAUUCUGAAGCGAAAUUUUUCUUCGAUAGUAUUAUGAAAGGAUAUGAAUUAUUCAACAGGAAACAGUACGAUUCAGUUAAUAAAAAACUUCAAGAAAUCGAAAGGCGAGGAAGGAAGCGUGAAAUGUUAGGAUAG